GAAAGCGACACCGGAAGCGGGCGGCAGUCGGUGCCGGCGCGAUGGCGGCGGAGGGAGACGUGGAGCUGGAGCUGGAAGCGGAGCCGAAUGGUUCGGCGGGCGGCGGGGAUGGCGGCGGAGGAGGAGGAGGCGGCGGGCGGGCGGCCGAGAAGCCCCGGAAGCACGACAGCGGCGCCGCCGACCUGGAGCGCGUGACGGACUACGCCGAGGAGAAGGAGAUCCAGAGCUCCAACCUGGAGACGGCCAUGUCGGUGAUAGGAGACCGGAGGUCCCGGGAGCAGAAGGCCAAGCAGGAACGAGAGAAGGAGCUGGCGAAAGUCACUAUCAAGAAGGAGGACUUGGAACUGAUUAUGAAUGAGAUGGAGAUUUCCAGGGCGGCAGCAGAGCGCAGUCUGCGGGAACACAUGGGGAACGUGGUGGAAGCGCUCAUCACCCUCACCAACUGAGAGGAUGUCCCUCUGCCAAGAAGGGGAAGGAAGCAAUCUCAGGGGCUCCUUUGCAUGGACAAAGCAGGCAUGAUGCUCUUGAAGCUACUGCAAUAAAGAUGCUGUCCUUCA
Sceloporus undulatus (fence lizard) is the source of this 557-nucleotide messenger RNA. It is a transcript of the gene HYPK, whose product is annotated as huntingtin interacting protein K. Lineage: Eukaryota; Metazoa; Chordata; Lepidosauria; Squamata; Phrynosomatidae. The transcript has 4 exons. The record is from RefSeq and is a predicted model, not a curated record. Gene Ontology annotation, biological process: negative regulation of apoptotic process; protein stabilization. Bases 42 to 446 code for a protein of 134 amino acids.